UGGCAUCACGUGAGUGUUUCGUUGGCAUCGAUAGUUAGGAAUCGGAAUAUAUAUCUAGGCUUAUGUACAGUAAGAUCACCGGAUGCAGGUCAUGCCGAACAUGCUGAGUAACUCUCGAUAUUAUAUAUUAGGACUUUUGUUUGGCAUAAGAUUAGCAAGAAAAAUGGUAUAAUAAUCCUGUUGGCAUGCGGCUCAAGCUGUGUGAGGGUGUUGGUGUUUGUUGCCUGCAUGUGGUUCGUUGGUGGUGGUGAUUUUGAGCCUGUAAAUAUGACCCAUUUCUAGCACACUGAGCGAAAACUGAAGUCCUACCACCUCAUUUAUUCUAGGAGACAAGCAGAUAACACUAAGAGCACCUACAUAUGUGCUUUUAAAGCUAGAUUGACACUACAAAUUUAAUCGAUUCAAAACAAUCAGAAAAUCUGAAACAUAUAUUUUUUUUUAAUCGCAGAAAAUAUAACUAAGCUUUUAUAAUAUUUUAAUAUCAAGCGGGUUCUGUAUAGCUAAAAUAUGGUUUUUCCAUCAUUAUUAUUAUAUCAUCAAUAAAUAUAUUUGUAAGGACCCUUUAGCAAAUUCAAACCCAGCAAGUCAACGCUUAAAUUUCAUAUUUCUCUCGAUUUAUUUCGACUGAAAACCAUAUUAAACUAAUGAAAGAGAUACUGCCGAGAAGCUAUUAUCCAGCUCAAUGGUUGCUGCCGCAGAACCCGUCUUCAACUGGUCUAAAUGUGCUCUAAAUGCGCCUAAGCAAUCUCCAUUGGAUCGUUCAACUGUCUAUAAUUAUCUGCGCAAUCGGCAUAGGAGGACAGCCAAGCAAUAUGAAACAUCGCGAAAAGAUUGUUUCUUCAGUGGGCGGUAAUUACGAGGCGAAUGCAAAUGCGGAUCGGAGAAGGGAGCGAUCUAAUUCUGGAGGACUGCUGGAAGCUGAUCCUAUAGUUCCCACAGCUGUCGGCACGGGCACUCAGGCUGCGGAUCCAAAUGUAAUGAACACCUGCCAAAUGGUCCCCAGUCCCGCUGGUCAGAGCCUCUCCCCCGCCGCCCCAGGAUCCGCCAUUUGUGACUUCUACCAACCCAACUGGCAAACGCAGCAGAUGGAGUUGCAGCCGCAGCAGCAGCAGCAGCAGCAGCAGGGAUGUCCUUUGAGCAGGAUGCCCCAGGCAUCGCCCAAUGCCUAUGCAGAACAGGACGAGACCGAGCAGCGGCGCCAGGAGCUGCGCAAUCUCGUCCAGCACUUGUACGUGGCCCAGGCGAGGGUGCAGCUGGAGGCCACCGAGAUCCGGAAGGCGCAGUCGGUGGCUUCGUCGGCACAGGCGCAGCUGGAGGAGUCGGCCAACCAUGUGCGCAGCAUCACCGCCUCCCUGCACACCGCUCAGCAGGAAGUGGCCGCCUCGGCGAUCCGGGCGCAGAUCGCCCAGCUGCAGUUGGCCGCCCACGAUCAGCUGCUGUUCGCCGCUCGCCAGGAUGUGGACGCGCUGUCCUCGCAAAUGGUGGGUCUCCAGGCGGCCGAGGGCAUUGUCCAGCCGAAGCUCACGGUGGAUCUGCACGCUCUGCUGGAGAAGUUGAAGCAACCACUGCAGCAAUAUGAUCGCCCCACGGCAGUUCCUGCCAUUGCUCCCAGUCUUCCUGGCACCACAGCCCAUCAGCAUCAGUUGCUGAUGCAGCAGCAGCAGAUGGGGCAGGCACAGGGUCAGGGGCAGGGUCAAGGUCAGGGACAGGGCCAAGGUCAGGGGCAGGGUCAAGGUCAGGGGCCUGCCUUCCCCACCGGUGGAGGAGCCGGUCCCAGUGAUUUCAUCAGCCUGCCGAGGGCGAAUGCGAAUCCCUAUGCCAACAUGGAGUUCACCUAGCUGCUGUUUAAUAUUCACAUCUGUGCUUAAGUAUUUAUUUAUUUCUAUAUAUUGUACAAGUUUUCUUUGCACAUUAUCUCUUUCCAUAAAAUCAUAUA
Molecule: messenger RNA, 1936 nt
Organism: Drosophila rhopaloa
Lineage: Eukaryota; Metazoa; Arthropoda; Insecta; Diptera; Drosophilidae
Product: chromatin modification-related protein eaf-1
Exons: 3
Coding region: 732-1838 (368 amino acids)
Source: RefSeq, a predicted model, not a curated record